Populus nigra (black poplar) is the source of this 1478-nucleotide messenger RNA. Its product is annotated as L-type lectin-domain containing receptor kinase IV.3-like. The transcript has a single exon. Lineage: Eukaryota; Viridiplantae; Streptophyta; Magnoliopsida; Malpighiales; Salicaceae. The coding region runs from base 208 to 1275 and encodes 355 amino acids. Gene Ontology annotation, molecular function: carbohydrate binding. The record is from RefSeq and is a predicted model, not a curated record.
GUUUCAGAAGGGAGUAAACGUAUUUAAUUUUCACAACCUCCAAGCCAGCCUCCCCAAUAUUCUUUGCUUUCAUUCUUCGUUUACUACAGUCUACAAGCCCCGAAAAAAAGUAAAGUCACCUACUUGUAAAUGGGUUCACCUCACAAACCCUAGAAAUCUCACUACGCCAAGCAAACCAAGAUUCAGCUGAAGAAACCCAGUUCAGCCAUGGCCAAGUUCAACAUUCCCGCCUGCUUAACGGUGCUAACUUUCGUGAUUUCUCACUUGAAAAUGCUAAAUGCUGGCUCAAGUUACUCCUUUUCCUUUGAAACUUUUGAUAAAAAUCCAAACUUUCAGUCCAACAUUGCUCUUUAUGGUGAUGCGAAGGUCGUUGGUAAUGGUUCUCUUCAACUCACUCGCGCAGUGAGUUCAAGUGCCGGACGAGUCAUGUACAAGCAACCCAUCAAGCUUGUCGAAGGUAUUUCUGGAAAUAUGGUUUCCUUUUCCACCAAUUUCUCAUUCUUGAUGUCAACUGAUGAUGGAGAUGGUUUGGCUUUUUUUUUGGUUCCUAGUGGUUUUUAUGUGAGGAUGUUUGAUAACAGCCCAUUUGGGCUAUAUUUAGGAUCAGAGAAAAGUAGUCCUAAAUUUGUUGCUGUUGAAUUUGACACGACGAGAGAUGCUAAAUUUGGUGAUUUGAAUGAUAACCAUGUGGGAAUUGACGUGGGUGGUUUUGUGUCAGUUAAAGUGAGAAAUGUUUCGUCCAAUAAUAUGGUUUUGAAUAGUGGAAAAAGAUUGCAUACUUGGAUUGAUUAUGAAGCGGGUUCGAAAAGAUUAGAGGUUAGAUUGAGUCAAUCUGGUGAUAUAAAACCAAUUGAUCCACUGCUCUCUUACCCAAUUGACUUAUCAAAAAUGCUCAAUGAUGAGAGUGUUUUGAUAGGCUUGAGCUCAUCAAAUGGAAAUUCGUCUCAGACUUGCUUCCUCUAUUCAUGGAGCUUAAAGCUAAGGCAUGUCCCCCAUUGGAUGCAUUCUGAGCCACUGGAUCCUCGGGCUUUUGCUAAACGUGCGAAACCAGUGGUAGUUCAAAAGAAGAGUGAUUGUAUUUUAAAAAUCCUUGCUGCAAUGAUUUUUGGAACUGCUUGUGGAGCACUGGGGGCAUUCAUGGUGUUACAUCUUUGGACCAUAUUUGGCAAUAGGCGCCCAGUUGUGCCAGAAGAGUGUUCUGCCCACCCUGGAGAUUUUGAAUACAAGAAAGUCAAAGUAGUUGUAGAUAAAGCCGUCCAAGAUGGCAAGCAUUAGGUACUGGAGCUUAGAUCUGCUGGAGGCUUGUAUUGUAAAUUCCUGUUCUUUUAUUUUCUUCUUCUUGGUACUUGUUUUAGCAGGUUUUGUUGUGUUGUUGUAACUGAUGGUUAAUUGUCCAAAUGUAGUUUUUGCAUAUUGUCUAAUCAUGGGAGCACUGAAAUUUAACUAUGAAUUGAAGAAAUGGUGUGUAGAUUAAUUCA